Tarenaya hassleriana is the source of this 2169-nucleotide messenger RNA. Its product is annotated as indole-3-acetic acid-amido synthetase GH3.17-like. Bases 194 to 2032 code for a protein of 612 amino acids. Gene Ontology annotation, cellular component: cytoplasm. Gene Ontology annotation, molecular function: acid-amino acid ligase activity. Lineage: Eukaryota; Viridiplantae; Streptophyta; Magnoliopsida; Brassicales; Cleomaceae. The record is from RefSeq and is a predicted model, not a curated record. The transcript is spliced from 5 exons.
UCUUCAUUGCAACAACAACCACUUCCCCAAGAAACUCCUCCUCUCUGUUUGAGAAGAAACAACAUAGCGUGAACCUCUGAAUCGAAAAGAGUCUUCUUUGUUCCCCAUCUUCUCUCCUGCGAUCUCAUUGGAACACCAUAACACGUUUCCCUACAUGAUUUGCGUGUCUUGUCUCAGACACGACUGACUAAAAAUGCAGAAAACGAUACCGAGUUAUGACCCAAACGACACAGACGCAGGCCUCAAGAUUCUCGAAGAUCUGACCGCGAAUGCGGAGCAGAUACAGCAGCAAGUCCUUCAUGAGAUUCUCUCUCAAAACUCGGGCACCGAAUACCUCAAAGCGUUUCUGGUCGACGGCCGAUUCAGCAGGCAAAUCUUCAAGAACAAGGUCCCGGUGGUGAAUUACGAGGAUAUCAAGCCCUUUAUCCAAAGGAUCGCUGAUGGUCAAUCCCCUGACGUCAUCUCUUCUCAACCCAUCACCGAGCUCCUCACAAGUUCGGGGACAUCAGAAGGACAGCCGAAGUUGAUGCCUUCGACAGCUCAAGAACUGGACAGGAAAACAUUCUUCUACAACAUGCUUGUACCCGUGAUGAACAAGUACGUGGAAGGGCUUGAUGAAGGGAAAGGGAUGUAUCUUUUGUUCAUCAAACCCGAGAUCAAGACUUCUUCCGGGCUAAUGGCCAGACCGGUUCUGACGAGUUAUUACAAGAGCCAAAACUUCAGGAACAGACCGUACAACAAGUACAACAUUUACACGAGCCCUGACGACACAAUCUUGUGUCUGGACAGCAAGCAAAGCAUGUACUGUCAGCUGCUUUGCGGGUUGAUCCAGCGGCACGAGGUUCUAAGGGUCGGAGCUGUUUUCGCAUCGGCGUUCCUCCGAGCCGUCAAGUUCUUGGAGGAUCACUUCAAAGAGCUUUGUUCCGACAUCAGAACAGGUAGUGUCUGUGACUGGAUCACAGAUUCAGGCUGCAGAAAAGCUGUAAUGGCGAUCCUCAAGGAUCCAAGCCCUGAAUUGGCUGAUGAGAUUGAACGAGAAUGCAAAGGGGAAUCAUGGGAAGGGAUCGUGAAGAGGCUUUGGCCGAGAGCUAAGUAUGUCGAGGUCAUCGUGACGGGAUCGAUGGCUCAGUAUAUUCCGACGCUGGAGUUCUAUAGCGGCGGUCUUCCCCUGGUUUCAACGAUGUACGCUUCUUCCGAGUGUUACUUUGGCAUAAAUCUCAACCCUAACUGUGACCCUUCUGAUGUUUCCUACACACUUCUCCCUAACAUGGCCUAUUUCGAGUUCUUACCCGUCGCCGAUAAAUCCCACGACGAGAUUAGCGGUGGAUCGCAAUGCAACGGCGUUGAAAACGGUGAUCACAAUCUCGAAAGCAAAGAUCAGAUCGUCGAUCUCGUGGAUGUCCAAAUCGGUCAAUACUACGAACUUGUCAUCACUACUUUCACAGGUUUAUACAGAUACAGAGUGGGAGACAUUCUGAUGGUGACAGGUUUCCACAACAAAGCGCCUCAGUUCCGAUUCGUGCAACGAAGGAACGUUGUCCUGAGCAUAGACACCGACAAGACAAGCGAGGAAGAUCUUCUCAAGGCAGUAACGCAAGCCAAACAGCUUCUCCAACCGUCGAACCUCCUGCUCAUGGAGUACACGAGCUACGCUGACACGUCAUCGAUCCCGGGCCAUUACGUGCUCUUCUGGGAGCUGAAGCCGCGAUACAACGACGACCCAUUCGAGCUAAAGACACCAACAAUGGAGGAAUGCUGUUCAGAAGUGGAGGACUGUCUGGAUUACGUGUACAGAAGGUGCAGAAACAAGGACAGAUCGAUAGGGGCUUUGGAGAUAAGAGUGGUGAGGAUGGGGACAUUCGAUGUGCUGAUGGAUCAUUGCGUGUCUCAGGGCUCUUCCGUGAAUCAGUACAAGACGCCGAGAUGCGUUAAGUCUCAAGGAGCCAUUGAGAUUCUUGACACGAGAGUGAUUGGGAGGUUCUUCAGCUCGAGACUUCCCAAGUGGGAGCCGCUUGGUUUAGAUUCUAAUUAGCUGGUUUAAUAAUCAUUAAGGCGCUAAUCUGUGUCAUUAAGUGCUAAUUCUUAAUUUUUAUGUUUGUUUUCCAAGUGCUUCUUCCUCCUUGUUUCCUUCACAUUGUCUCAUUUGUAACAAAUUCUCCUUUUUUAUCU